This is a messenger RNA of Drosophila persimilis, 1549 nucleotides long. RefSeq names its product protein NipSnap (gene Nipsnap). Gene Ontology annotation, cellular component: mitochondrion. The record is from RefSeq and is a predicted model, not a curated record. NCBI's taxonomy places the organism in Eukaryota, Metazoa, Arthropoda, Insecta, Diptera, Drosophilidae. The coding region runs from base 374 to 1198 and encodes 274 amino acids. The transcript has 5 exons.
CCCUUCGACCUUGGGGGACCUGAUAAAGCUCAAAUUGCAAUCACAUUAACUAUGGAAAUAAUCCGUCAAUACGACACAGAGCACAGAUAAAUUCCACCGGUCACACGGGGACAGGGACAGGAGGAUAACUCGCAACACGACACCCCAUCUAUAUUAUCGAUGGGAAAAGGCAAUUGCUGUCGCACUUGUUAGCUCGGUCUGACUCUGACUUCACCUUGACUAAAGUACACACGACGCGGCAGAGGAGGCAGUGCGCAAAAAAAAACAUAUUAAUGAUAACAGCAGCACAAAUAAUAUGCAACUGAUUUCCCACAGCUUUCAUAUCACAAUCAACGCUUGCAUCGCUGCAUAAUUCGGCCAAACCAAAUCGAAAAUGUUGAAGCUACGUAACAUUCUGAGUGUCGGCAAUAGCAAUGGCCUGUCCGCUGUCCGAUGGAUUUCGACCACUGCCAACUGCAGGGAAUCAGAUUCAUGGUUCUCGAAGUUACUUGUCCGGAAAAUCGAACCAACCAAAGAGUCGCACAGCCGCAUGCUGAGCGACAAGGAAAUAAUAUAUGCAUUGCAUACACAUAAUGUACGACCCGACUCGAUGAGCGCCUAUCUUAAUAACUACAAAACAACCGUGUCUUUGAUGAACGAUAAAAAGGCAAAUCUGUCUUGCAAUUUGGUGGCGUCAUGGAGCGUGCAGGUGGGCGACAUGGACCAGUGCUUGCAUUUAUGGAAAUACACGGGUGGCUUCGAGAAAAUCGAUCAGGCCAAAGAGGAUCUGUGGAACGAUCCAGAGUACCUGAGUCUAAUGCAGGAGCGUUCCAAAUUUCUGCGCUCUCGGCACCUUCAAUAUCUGUUGGCCUUCAGCUACUGGCCGCAGAUUGCCAGCCGUUCCGGCAAGAACAUCUACGAAAUGCGAUCAUAUCGACUGACGCCUGGCACCAUGAUUGAAUGGGGAAACAACUGGGCUCGUGCCAUCAACUAUCGCAAGCACAACAACGAAGCCUUUGCUGGGUUCUUCUCGCAGAUCGGCCGACUUUACAAUGUCCAUCACAUCUGGUGCUACAGCUCGCUGCAGGACCGCAAGGAGACCAGAGAGGCCGCAUGGCGUUCCCCUGGCUGGGACGAGUGUGUAGCCUACACUGUGCCGUUGAUUCGAGACAUGCAUUGCCGCGUCCUCGCUCCCACUGAGUUCUCGCCCACACAAUAAGCAUGGACCAACUGAAUCCGUAUCGUAUCUGAGAACGAAGGGCUAUACGUGUAAUGUAAUGCCGCUUCCGCUCGUGUUAGUCGUUGUACAUAAUGCCGUCAUACAUAUACAUAUACACAUAUGUAUGUAUGUAUAUAUGCAUUAAUUUUAGUUUUCUCUAGUAUCAAAUAAGGUCAAAAAGUGUGCAUUUUACUCUAAAGAAAGGAACUAUCCUGUAUGUGUGGUGCCCCCACAUACAAAAUCUUGAAUUUAACCAAAAAUGAAAAAAAAAAAAUUUCGUUUUGUAAAAUUUUAAAACAAUAAUAAAAGUGCUAUAAAAGUGUAUAUUGUGAAACAAGCAAAAGCGUAAAA